Messenger RNA from Colletotrichum abscissum, 885 nucleotides. RefSeq lists its product as uncharacterized. NCBI's taxonomy places the organism in Eukaryota, Fungi, Ascomycota, Sordariomycetes, Glomerellales, Glomerellaceae. Bases 1 to 885 code for a protein of 294 amino acids. The record is from RefSeq and is a predicted model, not a curated record. The transcript has 3 exons.
AUGAGGGAUCCUGGUGUGCCUGGCUACGAGGAUAACAUGCUCACCAGCUGCUGGACUGUUCCGUGGACCAGACAGGGCGGCCAACACGCAGGAAAACACCUAUUUGGGGGGUCAAGUGCGCUUCCGCUGGUGAUGCCAAGCAGUUGGGCCCUCGAGUGGCUUGAACCAGUAUGGCAGGUCCAAGAUAUCAAUAGCGGGGAGAUGUCUUUUGGGGACUUUUUGAACGUGAGCGAAUGCGGCUGCAGUCUUCGCGAGAUUCAGGUCUGCCAAUGGUACGGAGUAACUUGGACGUUGGGCCCUUUGCGAAUCCGCCCCCCGUCGCAAUCGCGAUGGCUUCAUCGUGUGGUGCGACACACCAGCCUACAGAAGGAGGAAGCAGCCCGUGUCUCACUCGCUCUGGUCGAUCAAGUCUCUGAUGGGAUAGAGUUGCUUAUCACUGGUUACAUUGCUGCGCCGCUUCGCUUCCCUCAGCUAAUGGGCACGACAAUGCAAAUGCAGAAGCACCUCACCAACGCACGAAGAGACGAGCUAGUCGGAAGCCACGACGUUACACUACAACAUUCCAGCGGUGUUUGCCGCAGCGAGGCGAGAGCGGGAGGCACCGUCAAAACGGCGUCGAAGAAGCACGGAAGAACACCCAAGACCCCCCAAGCUUUGCCCAAGCCCGCUGCCCAAGACUUUCACGACAUCCCCCAGGUCUCCCAAGAGCGUCCAAGACGUCCAAGACGUCCAAGACCUGCCAUCAAGAAGGACAAGAAAAAUCAAGAGAUCUUGCCCGAAAGCUUGUCACCGUCCGGGGAAAUGCACACCAUCUCUGCAGCCUUCAAGAGAGACGCUGAAGCUAUCAGAGUUUCACGUCUAUUCAACAUCAGAGUUGAUUCUUGA